AGUCCAGGACUUGAUCAGACAGCAGUAGGAGGCACUCAGAGGGAGGAGCCUUAUGUGAUGAAUACCACAACACCAGAGAAGAACACCAGGGAAAGGACACUAGGACGAGGCACCAGCAGCUCCGACCUGGGCAGCCUUCUUGAGAAGAUGCAGCCGCUCCUGCUCUUGCUGACCUUUCUUCUGGCCUCCAAGGCUGAAGCGGGGAAAAUAAUCGGGGGCCAUGAAGCCAACCCUCAUUCUCGUCCCUACAUGGCAUUUCUCCGGAUCUACAAACCAGACAAAACCUGGAAACAGUGCGGGGGUUUCCUUGUACGUGAGGACUUUGUGCUAACAGCAGCUCACUGCUGGGGAAGCCUCAUGACUGUGACGCUGGGGGCCCACAACGUCAAGAAGAAGGAGAGGACCCAGCAGAUCAUCCCCGUGAGAGAAACCUUCCGCCCCUCAGGCUACACUUCUGAAACCUUCCUCAAUGACAUCAUGUUACUGCAGCUGUCAAGAAAGGCCCGCCUGGAUGCCAGCGUGAGGCCCAUCAGGCUGCCCAAAAGGAAUGUGUGGGUGAGGCCAGGGAUGGUGUGCAGUGUGGCCGGCUGGGGACAAUUCAGAAUGGACAGCUCCUCUGGGGCAGAGAAACUGCAUGAGGUAGAGCUUGAAAUCCAGAAGGAUGAGCAAUGCAUGUCACACUACAAUCACCUGUAUAACCCCGCCACCCAGAUGUGUGUGGGGAACCCAAGAAGGAAGAAGUCUGCCCUUCAGGGAGACUCCGGAGGCCCCCUUGUGUGCAACAACGUGGCCCAGGGCAUUGUCUCCUGUGUAAAACACUGUGGGACACCUCCACUUGUCUACACCAGGAUUUCAGGCUUUAUGCACUGGAUAGAAAAAAUAAUGAGACACUUCAGCCCACCGGGACCAGACUCAGACGCCUCCAGGAUCAAUCCAUCCACCUUCUCUGGGGCAGAGGCCAGAACUGCACUGGGCAAAGGGGGUGGAGAGGAGGCCGCCAGGGACUUAAUAAACUUCCAUCUCUAGUGGAAAUUAGAUUCCUCCCUUAUUCACCAAAACAACAUUCAUUCGUUAUGGCGACCAUUGGUUCACAUUCUCUAGAAUAAAAAGUUUUGCUGCACUGA
Leopardus geoffroyi (Geoffroy's cat) is the source of this 1124-nucleotide messenger RNA. Its product is annotated as mast cell protease 1A-like. The coding region runs from base 58 to 1026 and encodes 322 amino acids. Gene Ontology annotation, molecular function: serine-type endopeptidase activity. The transcript has 5 exons. Gene Ontology annotation, cellular component: intracellular membrane-bounded organelle; cytoplasm. NCBI's taxonomy places the organism in Eukaryota, Metazoa, Chordata, Mammalia, Carnivora, Felidae. The record is from RefSeq and is a predicted model, not a curated record. Gene Ontology annotation, biological process: proteolysis.